GAAAAACAAAGCACUCCAAUGACGUACUGACUCCUCCUUCAAACCGAUACUCAAAUCCAUAACAUGAAUACCAAACCAUCAUGGUUUCUUGCGCCUCGAGCUUCCCACCCAGAUGGUCCCAUAAAACUGGGUAGCAUCCUCAUCACUCCCACGCGCCCCGAAGAGCCCUUAUAUGAUUCCUCGCACCUGUUGUCCAAGUCGGACAACCUCACUGUAUGGGCCGAGAAAGACUUUACCUUCGACAACUCGAAAGAAAAAGGAGGCAGUGUGGGCAUAUGGGCAUCCUUUCUCGAACUCAUUCUCGGCAUCGGCGGAGACGUGAGCGUUGGGGGUGCAAACGGUGGCGGAUACAAGCUGACGGCGGAAAGAAUGGUUUCGAAGCAAUUCGUGCCGUCGAUGACUUAUCUGCAAGAAUGCAUACAGCAAGAGAAAGUCCGGAGCUACAUCGCGGAGAGCAGGUUUCGGAGCAAAGUGUAUGUGAUUGUGGGUGUCAUGAUUGCUUGCGGAGCCUCAAGUUACAUCAAAUAUAUGAAAGAGCGAAACAUGGCACUGACGCUGGGUGUUGAUGGUACUGCUCUUGGAGUGCCUAUAAGCGCCGGACCCGAGGUGGAGGUCAAUAAUAAGCGUGAGCUAGCGAUUGGCUCCAAAGAGUCCGAUGAUUUUGUCUUUGCGUAUCGUGUUAGAGAAAUCAAGGUCAAGAACUCUGGCAAAAUAGUCCAAAGGGUGAUUAGGAAAGGCGCACUGUUCGAGGGAGACCAGGCGCAGGAAGAUUACGAGGAAUAUCUAAAGUCGGAAGAGCAGCAGGCAGUGGCCGAGGUGGUUGGACUUUCUGAAGAGGAUGUCACAGGUGAAGAUUUCGACUAUGAGGUGAAGGAGACUGUUGAUGAAGCCAACGGUGAGCACGUCCUGUGCUAUGCGCCGGAGGAAUGAGCAUUAGGACUAGCAGACGCCAUGAAGGUUACGGUAUCAUCAUCCUCUCUGUGCGUAGCAAAAGCGCUCACUUAGAAAGUUCAUUGAAUGGUUCCCGAUUCUGUUCUUCGAAACCAUGCCACACCAGUCGGCGACGUAGGCAUCAUACCCGAACGUCAGCAUACGGGCAUUGCGAACCUUGGAAGGAAGCAAGGUCGCUGGCCAGGGAGCAGAGGCACCGUCUCUCUUCCAUGUCCCCUCGCGAUCUCCAAUAAGGCCGUGGACGAAGAGGGUACUGAAGUGAAGCGGCUCGUUAAAAUGUGCAUUAAGUAACCGGAGGAUAUUACUUACUCAAGUACGCUGUUUUCACUAUCGCGGAGCAACUUGAUUCCUG
Westerdykella ornata is the source of this 1303-nucleotide messenger RNA. RefSeq lists its product as uncharacterized. Bases 64 to 930 code for a protein of 288 amino acids. The transcript has a single exon. Lineage: Eukaryota; Fungi; Ascomycota; Dothideomycetes; Pleosporales; Sporormiaceae. The record is from RefSeq and is a predicted model, not a curated record.